Oncorhynchus mykiss (rainbow trout) is the source of this 2425-nucleotide messenger RNA. Its product is annotated as achaete-scute homolog 5-like. Lineage: Eukaryota; Metazoa; Chordata; Actinopteri; Salmoniformes; Salmonidae. Gene Ontology annotation, biological process: positive regulation of transcription by RNA polymerase II. Gene Ontology annotation, cellular component: RNA polymerase II transcription regulator complex. The record is from RefSeq and is a predicted model, not a curated record. Gene Ontology annotation, molecular function: protein dimerization activity; RNA polymerase II transcription regulatory region sequence-specific DNA binding; DNA-binding transcription factor activity, RNA polymerase II-specific.
GGGAAGCAUUGGAGUCAACAUGGGCCAGCAUCCCUGUGGAACGCUUUCAACACUCUGUAGAGUCCAUGCCCCGUGUAAACUCAGUGUAUAUUUCACAUUGUAGGAGAACAGGAAGAGUGUGCUUUCUAGAAAGGGGGUCCACCCAAUGAGAUUCUUUAUUUAUUAAAUAUUUUCAGUGAUUUCUAUGGUUCUACCUAAAUGACUAGACUGUUUAAUCAGUGUUGGAAGUAGAGGAUUAUGGAUAGGAAACAGCAAACAGUCAUUCUCAGGAUGAAGCUCUGUGAUUCUGCGCUGAACCAGUAAACCUGGCUAUUACUGCAACUGACAUUUAGCGGCAGUUUGAACAGUCCCUUCCUUUAAGACAAUGAACAACAGGAUGAAAAAGGAGAUGAUCCUUAGUUGUCAGAACAAUGUAAUUCUCGUUAAGACAAUGCUUACUGCAGUUGACUCAAUCAGCAAUAUGGAAUUAAACACAAAUCAAUAGUGUAAUGAGGUUUUUUUCAUGCUCUGUCUCAGAGAUCAGUGAGUCCUGUGUGGCUCAGUUGGUAGUUCAUGGUGCUUGCAACGCCAGAGUAGUGGGUUUGAUUCCCACUGGGUCCAGUCUGGAAAGGUACCAGAAUGUGUGCCCUUGCUACUGUAAGUUGCUCUUGAUAAGGACGUCUGCUAAAUCUGUCUGACUCAACAUUACUUACUGCAGUGUUGACAAGCUUGUCAUUAAUGUCAAACUAUCAUUACAUUCUUGAAUCAAACAUUGGGAAUGGGUGUGUUUAUAAAAUUCCACUUCUUUAUGCUACAAACACUUUCUUCAUCUCAGUUGAUUUCCCAACCAUCUCAUUGUGGGCGGGGCCUCCAGGGGUGAGAGCAGGUAAGAGCUGGGAUCCACCUUCAACGUGACACACAACUACAGAGAGACCACACCACCACGGAAUACCUGAGAGGGACCGCACUGAGGUCCUGACUGCAGAGAGAGACUACCCCAGGCUGGCUAAGGACUUUCCCGUCUCCCCCCUGAGCACCUGGAGGCCUGGUACUCAAUGUGGAGGAACCUGAGUCUCAUCUGUUCAUCUGAAGAUCUACAAGAGGAGAGGAGAGCAGAGGAGAGUGUUUGAUGAUGAAGCUUCACCUGGUUUCUCCUUCCACUUGAGGGGAACAAGUUCCCCAGAAAACUGGAUGUCACGAGCGGAGGAAACAACAAAACAAAGUGAUUCACUAACUUGCCUCUUCGAUUCCUAAUCCAUCAAUUUGUCCACAGAGGAUCUCUAUCUCUGUUCCUUUACACCAUCAACAUGAGUGCUGCCUUCUCCCACCCAUUCGUAGAUCAGCGGCCCACUUACCUUAACAGAGGCAGCAUCCUGCCAUACAGACUGUCUCCCUCUAGUGGCCACUCGGAGAACCGCACCCACUCCCAUUCCCACCACCUCCACUCUGACCCUCUGGCCCACACCGUGCCCUUACUCCUCUACCCCACCACCAUGGAUCCCCGAGGCCUCUAUAAUGCCUCAUUCCGGGGCCCCCGAGGCCCCACCCUGCUCCCAUACUUAUCUCCCUUCCACCAUGGGCGCUUCGGGGUGUAUGAAUGCCCCUUCGAGCCGGCGUUUCUACAGAAGAGGAACGAGCGGGAGCGUCAGAGGGUAAAGUGUGUGAACCAGGGCUAUGCCAAGCUGAGGGACCAUCUGCCAGGGGGCACCAGUGAGAAGAGGCUCAGUAAAGUGGAGACACUCAGGGCAGCGAUUCGUCAUAUUAAAUACCUGCAGGGUCUGGUGGAGGGGCAGGGGAAAGGGAGAGAGGGGCAUGAAGAGGAACAGGCAUGCCACAGCCCCAGUUCUGCUCCAUGUAGGACAGAGGACUCGGGACACAGAGAUGGGGGGUCAACUCGCUCUCUCUCACACUCUUCCAGUAUCUCCCCGGGGGUAGACUGUGGGGAGACAGAGGGCUCUGGGACCUAGGGGAUUAUGGGUAGUGUCGUUUGUGAGAGGGACUGUGGAUGGACAUUUGUAGAAAGGGUGUGAGUACCCCCUCUCCAAGGACUGCUCACCACAACAUCACACCCUGAGCACAAAGAUGAAUAAUGUAAUACUUUUCCGCUUGAUACUGUGUUAUGUAUUGGCAAUGUGUAUUGUUUUGUGACACUAAAAUGUUGUACCAAACCAUUUUGGAAAUCUGAUUAUGUAAAAAAAAAAAUACACUUCUGAUUUUAAGAUCAACACCUGAAUCUCUGAGAGCAAUUCAUUCAAUAAUGCUUCUACACCUGCAUUGCUUGCUGUUUGGGGUUUUAGGCUGGGUUUCUGUACAGCACUUUGUGACAUCUGCUGAUGUAUGAAGGGCUAUAUAUAAAUACAUUUGAUUUGAUUUAAAUAAGUAUGAAAUGAGAAACUGAUCACUGUAGCGACACAUUACGGUUUGUUAUCAAAAUAAACAUUUUAUU